Molecule: messenger RNA, 1859 nt
Organism: Eucalyptus grandis
Lineage: Eukaryota; Viridiplantae; Streptophyta; Magnoliopsida; Myrtales; Myrtaceae
Exons: 2
Coding region: 763-1461 (232 amino acids)
Source: RefSeq, a predicted model, not a curated record
CAUGUAUGUGUCGGGUUGUGCUGCACGGGCUAUUCCGCAGUCAAGAAACUGCCAGUCCAUGACAUAUGCAUACCUUAUACCUUCUAGUCCUGAGCAAAGCAAGGACAAAUUGUAUCAUUGAACUAACCUCUACUUCCAACCAUUCUCAUUCUGACAUGCCUAUGCAUGAGAAGAAUGUGAAUGAUUAGGGACACGAUUCUUAAGGAAAUCACUGGGCACUGCAAAGUGUAAAAGAUCUUCCCAUCCGGUAGAUCAUGACAUACGUGAAGAAACUAUCACAUCAAAUGAGCAGUCCGGAACGUCAGGAUGCAAAAUGCUGUUUGCGCUAUAAUGUGUUACUGCACGCUUUGUUUGGUUCUUAGAUUGAUUGAGCAAAUCAAUCCGAAAUCAGAGGUGAGUUCCCUGCAGCUUUUAGUUCAGGAGGAAGCAGUCCAAAGACCGUGGUGAUAGCUCCAUAACCUUAUGGCAAAUCGAUAAAUUUCUACUUAGUCGUCUGUACUGCUACUAGAAUCAUUGGCCAUUUACCAUUUUCAUAUUACUGAUGUAGAUGAAAUUAGUCUGAAAUUAGUUAUACCUGAGCUCGUGUGAAAUUAAUGAACCAUUCUUUCUAGGAGCAGCCAGUAGGAAAGUGGCAGGUGUCAUCAGAUAUGUAGAGAGAAGGUCAAAAAGGAGAUAAGGCAGGUGUGGCUUGAGUGAGUCUGGUAAGCAUGCUAGUGAACCAGCUCGGUGGGUUAUGUAGUAGCAGACAAUCAUCGUCAGCAGAUGGCUUGCUGUUUCACCAGUUCUUCGUUUCAAGUGUGGAAUAAUGGAAGCACAAGGUGCUUCUUUGAUUGGAAUUUAGGAAGAAACAACAAAGAGAACAAGCCUCAGCUUAAGUACUAUGAUGAUGUCGAUCUUCCUUUUUCAUCAUCACUUGUAAAGAAAACAUUCUUGAAAGCAGGGAGGGAACUCAAGUGCUGUUACAAGGCCACAGUGGAUGGGUUCAGUGCCACGGAUUUCCACAACUGCUGUGACUUCAAGGGACCAUGCGUCAUCAUUGGCUACACAAACAAGUCCUUCAAGUUCGGUGCAUUCAACCCUGAAGGCUACAGGAGCACGGAUGAUUAUUACGAUACGUUCGACGCGUUCCUCUUCUACUGGACAGAGAAUGAGAAGAUUGAUCCUGUUAUUUUGCCCAAAGUUGGGGGUAGUGGUGCAGCUCUCUUUGAUUAUGCUCGGGGUGGUCCCCAGUUCGGGGCCGAUGGGCUCCUCAUCGGGCCGCCACUGGCGCCGGUUAUGGGUGGAUUCGCAGGCCCGGAUACUAACUCAGGCGUGGGUGACCUGAGACAAGCUAAGUCCAGGUUGGGACUUUCAUAUGCGAAAAGGGAAGAUGGAAAAGAGUCUAUUUUCGGUGAUGAGUCCCGGGCUACUCUGGAGGAAGUGCAAGUGUUUUGCAGUCCUCAAAUUGCAAGCUUGUACUAAAUUGAAUGAACAGAUGGACAAAAGCAAAAGAUUCUACCAAAUGAAAGGGCGCAAUACCAAGACCGGGUAUUCUUUUCUUUAUGUACCACUAAAAGCUGUAGGGAUGUAAUCAAUCCGAGAGACCUACCUAGGAGAAUCUGGAUUUAUUAUUUGUUCAUUACUUGAUGCUCCACUUUGCUUUACUUCUGAAAGUAACUUAUCGCAUCAUCUUUAUACGGGCAUUAAAGAAGGCAUGAGGCGGUGGGGAAUACUCCGCAAGCUUCGGCCGAAGGAUGGAUCAUAGUUUAUACAUGUGUUUUUCUGAGUAUCUGAUAAUAUUCGGUGACUCCAUUGGUCUGCCCCUUCCCACUGGUCACAUGGACAUGCAAGUUGGAGAAUAAAGUCAUUCUUAUACUUUG